CACACACCUGUGUCGGCUCUCAGGGUGGGAUGCUGCUGCAUUUGCUGGGGUGAGAGAGGUGUGGGACACGGCUUCCUGAGGGGGAUAUCCAGAUAUUUGUAUUCUGACCAUCAACCUAGGCCCUGGGCAUGUACAGGAAGUCAGGGGAACAUACAGUGCAUAAAGGAGACACCGUUCUGCCUCAGAGUUGGACACCUUCUCCCCUACUCCAUGUCAGUUUCCAACACAACUGCCUUCACCGAUCCCUCCACCUUCAUCCUGCUGGGCAUUCCUGGCCUGGAAGCAGCUCAUAUCUGGAUCUUCAUCCUCUUCUGCACCAUGUACGUCAUAGCCAUCUUUGGGAAUUUCACCAUCCUGUUCAUUGUGAAGACAGAGCCGAGCCUAAAUGGCCCUAUGUACUAUUUCCUCUGCAUGCUGACUGUCACUGAUCUGGUCCUGUCCACGUCCAUCCUGCCCAAAACGCUGAGCAUCUUCUGGUUCAAUUCCAGGGAGAUAGAUUUCAGUGCCUGCCUCACCCAAAUGUACUUCAUUCACUGCUUCUCAGUGGUGGAGUCUGGGAUCUUCAUGGCCAUGGCUUUUGAUCGCUAUGUGGCCAUCUGCCACCCCCUGAGAUAUUCCAUCAUUCUGACAAACGCUGUUGUGGACAAGAUUGGUCUGGCUGUGGUGCUGCGGGAUGGCAUUCUCGUAAUGCCACAUCCCUUCCUGGCGAGGAGGUGGCCAUAUUGCAGAACCAACAUCAUCCUGCAUUCAUACUGCGAGCAGAUGGCCGUGGUGAAGUUGGCCUGUGCAGACACCCUCAACAGUAGUUACUAUGGCCUCUUUGUGAUAUUCUCUGUGAUUGGUCUGGAUGUGUUUUUUAUCACUGUUUCCUACAUCCAGAUCCUCAGGGCCAUCUUCAGCCUCCCCACAAAGGACGCCCGGCUAAAGACUUUUACUACCUGUGGGUCCCACCUCUGUAUCAUAUUAGCCUUUUACAUUCCAGGUCUCUUCUCCUUCCUCAUGUACAGAUUUGGUCACAAUGUACCCCGGCAUUUCCACGUUCUCAUGGCCAAUGUUUACCUCCUGGUGCCCCCCAUGCUGAAUCCCAUCGUGUACGGGGUGAGGACCAAACAGAUACGGGACAGGCUGCUCCGGUUCUUUGCUCAUAAAGGGACUUAA
Molecule: messenger RNA, 1158 nt
Organism: Gopherus flavomarginatus (Mexican gopher tortoise)
Lineage: Eukaryota; Metazoa; Chordata; Testudines; Testudinidae
Product: olfactory receptor 52R1-like
Exons: 2
Coding region: 211-1158 (315 amino acids)
Biological process (GO): G protein-coupled receptor signaling pathway
Cellular component (GO): membrane
Molecular function (GO): G protein-coupled receptor activity; olfactory receptor activity
Source: RefSeq, a predicted model, not a curated record